Molecule: messenger RNA, 1645 nt
Organism: Microtus ochrogaster (prairie vole)
Lineage: Eukaryota; Metazoa; Chordata; Mammalia; Rodentia; Cricetidae
Product: serpin B6-like
Biological process (GO): negative regulation of endopeptidase activity
Cellular component (GO): cytoplasm
Molecular function (GO): serine-type endopeptidase inhibitor activity
Source: RefSeq, a predicted model, not a curated record
GCUCUUCCUCCCCUAGGUUCAACUUGGUGCUAGCCUGAACUGAGGAUCCCAGGGCUCGCUAUCAUGGAUCCUCUCCUGGAAGCAAAUGGCACCUUUGCCUUAAACCUUUUGAAAAUCCUGGGUGAAGACAGCUCUAAAAAUGUGUUUUUCUCACCCAUGAGCAUCUCCUCAUCCCUGGCCAUGGUCUUCAUGGGGGCAAAGGGAAACACCGCAAGCCAGAUGGCUCAGGCACUCUCUUUGGAUAAGUGCAGUGGCAAUGGAGGUGGAGAUGUCCACCAGGGCUUCCAGUCACUUCUCACCGAAGUGAACAAGACUGGCACACAGUGCUUGCUCAAAACAGCCAACAGGCUCUUCGGGGAAAAGACUCUUGAUAUCCUAGCAUCUUUUAAAGAUUCCUGCCACAAGUUCUACGAAGCAGAGAUGGAAGAGCUGGACUUUAAGGGUGACACAGAGCAUUCCCGACAGCACAUCAACACCUGGGUCUCCAAAAAGACAGAAGAUAAAAUUACAGAGCUGCUGUCUCCAGGCACAGUGAAUUCAGACACUCUGCUGGUCCUUGUAAAUGCCAUCUACUUCAAAGGAAAUUGGGAGAAGCAGUUUGACAAAGAGGACACCCAGGAGAUGCCUUUCAAAGUCACCAUGAAUGAGGAGAAACCUGUGCAGAUGAUGUUUAAGAAGUCUUCCUUUAAGAUGACCUACGUGGAAGAGAUAUCCACUGCGAUUCUGUUGCUUCCCUAUGCUGGCAAUGAGCUGAACAUGAUCAUCAUGCUUCCAGAUGAGCACGUUGAACUGAAAACGGUGGAAAAGGAAAUAACUUAUGAAAAUUUCAUAGAGUGGACGAGGCUGGACAUGAUGGAUGAAGAAGAGGUGGAGGUUUUCCUCCCACGGUUUAAACUGGAGGAGAAUUAUGACAUGGAGGACUUCCUGUGCAAACUGGGCAUGACGGAUGCCUUUGAGGACAGGGCAGACUUUUCUGGAAUAUCUUCCAAGCAUGGUUUGUCUUUGUCCAAGGUUGUGCAUAAAUCCUUUGUGGAGGUCAAUGAGGAGGGCACAGAGGCUGCGGCUGCCACCUCCAGUGUAGUUUAUAGGUGUAUGCCCCCCUACUUCUGUGCCGACCACCCCUUCCUUUUCUUUAUCCAGCACUGCAAGACAAGGGGGAUUGUGUUCUGUGGCCGGUUCUCCUCUCCUUGAGAGAGGGUGCUGCUGAGUCAGCCCACUACCUUUGCCCAGUCCCUCUCCCAUGAUUCAUAAUUUAUCUGUGGAUUAUUAAAUGUUGUGACAAGUCUGUACUUGGUGGCACAUACCUGUAAAUCCAGCACUUAGCUGAUGAAGUUGAAAUGAUCAGAAGUCAAGCAAAGGCGGUCUUGGGUAUAUAGCAAAUUCAAAGCAAGCCUGGGCUACAUGAGACCAUUAAAAAUGAACAAACAUGAAAAAAGAAAUUAAGAUGAAACAGAAAGAAAAGAAAAUAUCUGAUUCUGGACGCUUUAUACAAAAGAAGUGAUUAGUUCAUGGUUCUGGAAGCUGCAGAACAUAGGGCUUCUGUAUGGCUUUAGUGACGCCCCCUAGUGGAUGGCACUGGAAUAACAGUAUGUGAGAUUCAGAUUUGUUACUAACAAAUCUUUAGAACCCCAUCACUCAUUCUCAU